AUUUAGUACUCUGGCAUUAAUUUAUUACAACUCUCAGCCCUUCAUAAAUUAAAGGAUGAGUUAAAGGUAUUCCUAGGAUUGGAUCAGCCUUUGCUAACGGUGCUCACGGCACUGGACUUUGACUCAGCCAUAACAGGAAUGUUUAAUUUGCAAGACUAUCCCGAUAUCUAUAAACGAUUUCUGGAUUUCAAUGGACGGUUAGAUUUAGUGAACGCCCGCACAGAACAGAAUAAACUACUCGAUGUGAAUGCAAAAAUCAGGGGAACAGGGAAUCCGUUUAUGAACAUUAAAGUGGCUUUCAAUGAGAGUGUCAAACACCUGGGUAUUGAUAUGGGUCUUCCACGACCUCCAAUUCACUAUCAUUAUAGUCAAUGAAUUUGUUUUAUAAAUACUCGUUAUUAAACAAUAGAUUGUUUGUUAAACAACAGUAAAUUGUGUUA
Molecule: messenger RNA, 440 nt
Organism: Oppiella nova
Lineage: Eukaryota; Metazoa; Arthropoda; Arachnida; Sarcoptiformes; Oppiidae
Source: the annotation of a GenBank genome assembly